GGUCGGAUGACUCACACCUCGCACUGCGCGAGACAACCUAACCUAAUCCAGCCUCAAAUGGCUACAACUGUGUUCGAAAUUUUAGCAUUUUUGUGUCGACAGAUAACAUUGUAUUUCGUAUAUCGGAAUUAUUAUACAACAUAUCGAAUAAAAAAUGCCAGGUGACGGAAACACAAUUGGAAGUUGAACGAUACGAUAGUACGAGGUAAAGCGUGAAGCAUUUGAAGGUUACCACAUUUACUACGCGUAUCAACGAUGAUGUUUUCGAAAAAUGUCAAGACAACAUUAUUACGUGGCCCGAAAAAGUUGAGCAAAUCUUUCAUGUUUGAGGCUGCGACGUAUUGGGCGGAAGAAGGACAACGCGUCGUUUACAUUACUCCGGUGCCACUGGAUAAACGACCGGAUGCCUGUCACGACAGAAAGAAUCCAACAGUCGCGGCACUCAAACUAAUGAGAUUCGUAUACUUGUCGGAUUACGAAGCUCUCGUGGAGCAACUUUUUAAAUUGCAUACCUAUGCGGCCGUACCUUCCGUGCUUUUGAUAGACGACUUGCACGAUUACCUUCGAAACGAGACUUCUGAUAACAUGGACGAUUCGACACGCAUCGCCAGGAUUUACGCCUCGAUACUUCAUUCGAUUAAGUCGUGUUCACGAAUUUUGAAAAAGAACGUACAUGUGUGCGCAUGGGACAGCUCGACAUUCACCAAUAACUCCAUUCAAACAAUGUACUUUCGCAAUAUUUGGAAUUUGACGGAAAAAGAAGAUGGAAAAGUGAUAUCGGUGGACAGGUUUUCUAUUACAUUAGGACGAUCCUUCGAACAAUCAUAUAUAUAUCACAAAUUCCAAGACGGGACGCGCGUUCUUCAACAAAUAUUAUGCGAUUUAGUGGAGAUUUAAUAAUAUUUCUGUAAAUAAUUAUCUCGUGCCUUUCAUCUUGGAAAAUAAAAAUUUGGAAUAAAAGUUCUGAA
This is a messenger RNA of Solenopsis invicta (red fire ant), 968 nucleotides long. RefSeq lists its product as uncharacterized. The record is from RefSeq and is a predicted model, not a curated record. Gene Ontology annotation, cellular component: Shu complex. NCBI's taxonomy places the organism in Eukaryota, Metazoa, Arthropoda, Insecta, Hymenoptera, Formicidae. Gene Ontology annotation, molecular function: single-stranded DNA binding. The coding region runs from base 256 to 897 and encodes 213 amino acids. The transcript has 5 exons. Gene Ontology annotation, biological process: double-strand break repair via homologous recombination.